AUGUUCAACAUUUAUAUCGCGAAAGCUAGCGCUAACUUUGGAGUUACUUACACUCGUGAUAUUUAUGAGCGUGCGAUUGAAGUCCUACCUGACAAAGAAGCAAAAGACAUGUGCUUAAAGUAUGCUGAGCUGGAACGUAAAUUAGGAGAAAUUGAUCGAGCGAGAGCUUUAUAUGCACAUGCAUCGCAAUUUUGUGAUCCAAGGACGGUGCCUUCUUUCUGGCAAAUAUGGCAUGAAUUCGAAGUUAAGCACGGGAAUGAGGAUACUUUUAAGGAAAUGCUUAGAAUCAAACGGAGUGUUCAGGCUCAAUAUAAUACGGAGGUUAAUUUCAUAUCCGCUCAAAUACUUGCUACUCGUCAAACAAACCAAAACGCACAAGCACCGACGAAUUCUCAGAAUGCGAUGCAGCUGGCCGAACAAGAAGCUAUUCAAAGCAAAGGAAAUAAUUCGGCCGGUACCAAAGCAAUGGCCUUCGUCCCGUAUGCUUCGACGCAAGCGAAUGAAGAUGCUUCGUCCAUUCAAAAACCUACAAAUCCCGAUGAAAUUACAAUGGAUGAUGAUGAUUU
Molecule: messenger RNA, 566 nt
Organism: Acaulospora colombiana
Lineage: Eukaryota; Fungi; Glomeromycota; Glomeromycetes; Diversisporales; Acaulosporaceae
Source: the annotation of a GenBank genome assembly